ACUCGUGUGUUGUUGCGUAAGGCCGUAAGCUUUAACUCUGGAGCAUAUCAUCUGGCGUUUAUUAUAAUAUACCUCUUAUGGAAAACGUGGAAAAUCUUGAAGACGUUUCUUCAGCUAACAAAAAAUGCCGCAGGUUCGAAGCAAGACUUGGUCCGCUUCGAUUGAACUUAAAUCCGGUCGUUACAUUGGUCUCUAGCUUGCUAAUCUGGGGAUUCUUAACUUGGUGCAUCACGGACCCAGAACGAACGUCGGAGUACAUGAUACGUGCUAAGAAAUGGAUGACCGCACAGUUUACGUGGUUUUACAUUGGGAUCGCUAACGUCUGGCUCAUCUUUUUGCUUCUCGUGUAUUUCUCGGACGCCUGUGACAAGAAACUUGGCAAAGAUGACGAAGAACCAGAGUUUAGCGACGGGACCUAUUUCACAAUGUUGUUUGCGGCAGGAGUUGGAAUUGGCCUGUUUUACUUCGGUGUAGCCGAACCUGUGCUGCAUUAUGAACCCGGCGGUCCGCAGAGAAAUCGCUUUUGGGGAAGGUAUUCGGAUAACCAACGUUCACAGGAUGCGAUAAACAUAACACUAUUCCACUGGGGAAUACAUGCAUGGGUGGUCUAUUCUCUUGUUGGUUUGUGCAUGGCUUUUGUCACCUAUAGACUGGAUCUCCCAAUGACUAUCCGUUCCUGUUUCCAUCCACUGUUGGGCGACUUGAUUUAUGGAACUAUUGGAGACGUUUUCGACAUCAUAUCAAUUGUGUCGACCAUGUUUGGUGUAUGCACGACGCUUGGAUUAGGGGCAUUGACCCUUAACUCUGGUAUCAAUCGCAUUAACAGUGACUUUAGUGAAAGCGUCGAUAACCAGAUAAUCAUUAUUUGGGUUGUCACCGCAAUGGCGACCGUUUCAGUGAUAACCGGGUUGAAGAUGGGGGUUCGACGCCUCAGCGAAAUAUGCUUCUGUCUAGGCGUGGGACUGAUGCUGUUGGUUCUUUUCUAUGAUAAUACCUUCUACCUUUUGAAUUUAUACGUACAAAGUAUUGGUUAUUACUUGCAAAAUUUUAUACAAAUAGGCUUCCAUACUGAAGCCUUCGCACAGUUGGGGAAUGCACCGGACGGAAAGCAGGCACCAGAAUGGAUUGACGCGUGGACUAUUUUCUACUGGGGUUGGUGGAUCUCCUGGUCACCAUUUGUUGGCAUGUUUAUUGCGCGGAUCUCGCGUGGUCGGACCAUCAGAUCGUACAUUAACGCGACCCUCACCGCACCGAUUCUAUUUUCGUUUCUGUGGUUCACCAUAUUUGGGGGUGCUGGACUUAACAUGGAACGCGAGGCGGCAUUGAAAGGGAUCAACUGCUCUGACCAUCUGGGAGGUAAGAACUCAACCGAACCUCUGGGAAAACUAUUCCGGUUGUCGUGUCGCGGUGAAACGCAAAUGUACUUUGAUUUACUCCAACAAUAUGGUGACAUUGCCCAGUUCCUCAACGUUCUUUCCAUCAUCGCCAUCGUUUUGUAUUUUGUGACAAGCUCAGAUAGUGGCUCAUUGGUCAUGGAUUCCCUAGCGGCGAACGGAAAUCCAAAUCCUCCAAUGGUACAACGUAUUUUCUGGGCGUUCACAGAGGGUGCUUGUGCAACAGCUUUGCUGAAGGUCGGCGGUAAAGCAGCACUUCAAACUCUUCAAACGGUGUCGGUUGCAGCGGGUCUACCUUUCGCUGUACUGGUCACCGCCAUGUGUGUCUCCCUUUGGCGCGCUUUGAAGAUGGAAAGCGGCGUUGUCGAUAGAAACAAGGCAAUAGAGUUCAACGUAUCCCUUUGUGAUGCCGUUUUGUUUCCAUCAUGGAACAACGCCAAAAGACUUGCAAUCGCAAUCCUUGCGCCAUGGCUACCAGCUGGACAUGCUGCAGCUAAGCUCUACCGCAAGAAACCGUUGUCUUAUAUGAUAAUCAUGGCAAUCCUGUUCUAUGGCUGGAUUAUACUAGAAAUUACGGAGGUCUAUGCCAAUGGCCUGGCCUAUGUUGGCUGGGUUGUCCUCUGCGGUUUCUUCGGCUAUGUUUUAGGGUUACGAAGUGCUAUCCGCGAGGAAUGCGCCAUCUCUGGUAGUAUUUUAGCGGAUGCUUUAACCGUCAUCUUCCUCUAUCCAUUUGCCGUAGAUCAACUCGAUAAGCACAUGCUGAUCGAAUAUCGACAGAAGAAAGACGAUCCAACCGAUAUUUGUCUUGAAAACAAGUAUGCUAUUGAUGUACAGGCCGUACAACCUCCAAUCAACAACGCCUGUACUAAACUGUAGUAAAUUAAGCAGCUAAUAAAACAUCACUACUUUGUCAGAUAAUGUUUGUCACCUAACUGUUGAGACGAAUUUAACGUUUAAUUUGUGAAGAAAUAGACCGGUAUAGCAUGCAAUUCUUUGUGUAUAGCCUCUAUAGGAGAGAUUAUAUACUAUAUGCUUAAAAAGCAGGAUUUCGAAUCGGCUAGCGCCAAGUUUCAAUUCAACUUAAAACUUAUCAAAGCUUACCUUUUCAAACUUAAUAGGUUAUCUCGCGCUCAUAUUUUACUGAGCAGCGUUUAAUUUUUAAGAGGUUGUCGAAACAGAAAUCUAUUCUGCAGUCGAUUUUACGCAAUUAAUCGAAAAUCUUGCGGGAAAGGAAGCUCCACUUUUUCGUCGCGGCCUCCACAAAAUUCCUUGCGCGCUCAGUCACUCAGCUUAGCCACUGAUCCAUCUAAAAGCCUGUAGUGUUCCUAUAUUUAUUUUAUUAAAAGCACCUGGGAACGAGGCUGUUCAUUUAAUGUACGAAUACAUUUUAUGACCUUGGUACUGUGUCGUUUUGCUCGGUUUUGCGAAGCCCAUAAACUAUGCGAAGACAUAACAACCCACGACAUAAUUUAAUACGUCAUCGUUUUAACUUCAAAAAGAGUUCUUAAAAGCGUAUAAUUCGAAGUUUUGAUAUAACAAAUAUCACUUUAAAGCUUUUAUAGAGUCGAAAUUCGAAUAAAAACAUUCGACGUUUACUGCUUGGUUAUUUAUAUUAUUUGUGCUGUUUUGAUGUUUUCAAGCUUUAAGGUUUAGCUACAGUAUAGUGAAGUAUUAACUCCUACUUAAACUGUGAAAGUCAUCAUGUUUAGCAUUUUGUAAUUUUGCAUCUUAAUCAUAUUUAGCAUUUUGUAAGUUUUCAAUAGUUUUCGUUUAAAAAAUUUGAUUUGUUGAUUUGCAUAAAGCUAAUCGGACUUUGAACAUCCGUAGGUUUUACGAGUGACACGUGGCGCGCAACAGUGCACCGGUUAAGAUGAAAUCAUGAGAAUAUAUGUAGAAUAGUAAGAAUACUGAAUUGAAUUUGUGUUUCUUAUUUAUACGGAUAAAUUGGUUACAGCUGAGUCAUUUAGUGAGCCUUAUUAAUCUCACAUGUCAUAUGGGAAUAUUCCGAACGUAUGUGUUUUACCGGGAUAUUUACUGCAUGACGUGUCACAUUUCAAGACAUAGAAACCUGAACCAUUAUACCAUUAAAAUUUGGGUUUAACAAAUAUUAAAAUCUCGGUAAAUCAUAAACCAGGUAAAACGUAGACCUGAGAGACAUGCAUAUUUUAAACUUAGAUGCGAAAAACGGCCGGGUGAUUGAGAUCAUAGGGAUGUGGUCUAUGACUAUGAUUUGGUGUAAAUAAGUAAAUUUCAGUCCUCGUUUCGUACUCUUUUGUAUG
Molecule: messenger RNA, 3673 nt
Organism: Dendronephthya gigantea
Lineage: Eukaryota; Metazoa; Cnidaria; Anthozoa; Malacalcyonacea; Nephtheidae
Product: glycine betaine transporter OpuD-like
Exons: 2
Coding region: 78-2270 (730 amino acids)
Biological process (GO): nitrogen compound transport
Cellular component (GO): plasma membrane
Molecular function (GO): transmembrane transporter activity
Source: RefSeq, a predicted model, not a curated record